GGGAGAAGGAUCACUCCAGCCAUGCGCCGCGGAUAUUAAAAGCUGUAGACUAUACAACAUGCCGGUGGGAUCGACUAAGUGGGUGAAUAUUUGGACAUAACCCAGGAAUUGAUCCCUUGACGCGCAGAAUGAACCGCGAAAGGGAAAGAUGGGACGCGGGCAAGCCGGCGACUUUGUUGGCGAUUUUGUGGAAUCCACGUAGCGUCACUAUGGAGCGUUUAUUUUCUCUGAGCUGCUCAGAAAGCCUCCGUGUCUUCACAGAGGUGAAGGAAGUUAAGUGAGCUAAAGUUGCAGUAUAAUGGUCCUCCUCGGAUGGGACUCUGAGGGAAGGCGAUGGCAGCUUUUCACCACAGCAACCCAACGGACAGGGACAUCAGGAGGGUUCUCCAAAAACUUCUAAUCAUGCUCUCUCUGGGAAUAAUCUGUGUCUCUCUUUUCUACUUCCUCGCGGGAUGCUGCGAGUCGGACAUAAGGGAAAACUCCAUCUCCCACAGACCCGCCAGUGAGUUUCAUUUAUCAGGAUGGUAUCAUGACAGAAACGGGACGUUGUAUAAGGACCUUGUAAUGGUACAGAAUGAAGACGGAUACCCAGUAGCCAGGGAGGGGAGCACAAUAACGGCGGUUUUGGAGACGAAUAACUCGGUUAAAGAUUGGAUGGCGACACGGCGGUUACCCCAAGCCCUCAUUAUAGGGGUAAAGAAGGGUGGCACGAGGGCUCUUUUGGAGUUUCUCAGGCUGCACCCAGACAUCCGCGCGCUGGGCUCUGAACCGCACUUCUUUGACCGGCAUUACGCACGAGGUUUGGACUGGUACAGGAGUAUGAUGCCCAAGGCCUUGGAUGGCCAGGUUGUCAUGGAGAAGACACCGCGUUACUUUGUUACCGUGGAGACCCCGGGGCGUGUACACUCCAUGUCGCGUGACGUGAAGCUGAUUGUGGUGGUCCGGGACCCUGUGACCCGGGCCAUCUCUGACUACACCCAGAUUAUCUCCAAGACCCCCCACAUCCCCACCUUCGAGACCCUCGCCUUCAAGAACCGCACCAAUGGUGAGAUCGACUCUCUGUGGAGCCCUCUAUGGAUCGGACUGUACGCCCAGCACCUGGAGCGUUGGCUGGCCUGGUUCCCCCGGGCCCAGAUCCACCUGGUCAGUGGGGAGGGCCUCAUCUCCGACCCAGCCGGAGAACUAGGAAAGGUCCAGGACUUCCUGGGCCUCCAGAGGAUUGUGACGGACAAGCACUUCUACUUCAAUAAGACUAAAGGUUUCCCCUGCCUGAAGAAACCGGAGGGCAGCAGCAAGCCCCACUGCCUGGGGAAGACUAAAGGCCGGACACACGCCCCCAUCGACCCGGAAGUGAUCCGGAGACUGAGGGAGUUCUAUAGGCCGCACAACCAGCGGUUCUACCAGAUGACUGGCCAGAACUUUGGAUGGCAAUGAGGACUCAGUAGGGAUACCAAGGUAAAACAUGCAUCCAGAGUAACAAAGACACUCAGGCAUGGUUCACAGGGACAGGGACAGACAUGAAUGCCAUUUUGGACAUGCAGGACAAAUCUAAUCAGACCAACUACAAUCCACAGCGAAAGAGUACACUUUCUACUCAAACAGGCAUAAAUUAUUCUCACGAAUCGAUUUCAUACUAUUAGCUACACCUCUAUUUUCUAUAAUCAAGAAAAUAGAAAUUGGACAUAUGAGAUUGUCCGACCACCGUGCUUACUACUGCCAACUUCAAAUUUCAGAAUCUCCUAAAAUACACACAAGAUGGUGUUUCAACGUUUCAUUGCCACAAAAUCCUGCAUUCUGUAAACAAUUUGAAAUUGAGAUCAAUUAAUUCAUAACGAUCAAUAAAAAAAACAGUUCAAAGACCCCAGGAUUCUAUGGGAUGCCACCAUAGGUUUUUGCUAUUUUUUGCUUUUUUUGCUAUUUUUUGCUUUUUGCAUUAAAGAUAAUGCAUUUGUUUCUGGGUUGAAUAAAUCACAAUCAAAGAAGAUUGGAAGAUCAGAAUUUGAAAUGUUGUUUACUUUUAGAGCAUUCUAAACAAACACUAUUUUCAGACCAAGUAACUAUUAAUCUUCCCAAAGUCAUGACAGAACUUCAUUUAUUGAUAAGACAGAGUGCAGAACUUGCCAUCCAUCGAGUUAGAUUCAACCAUUACUUCCAUGGUCCCAUUCGUUGACUGGCUGACAAGCUACGUAGUGAUAAACAAUUAGCUGAUAAAGCGGCUAUUGAAUCUGAAACAGUGAAAUUACUAUCAGAACCCAAAUGAAUCAAUCAAAGAGUCUCCCACUUUAAUAAAUAACUGUACACCUCUGAUUGUAAAUCCACACCAAGUCCUUUAUAAAAUAAAGACACCUUGCUGCCCAAAUCUCUCUCAAUGAACUCAAAGGGGAGUUGGAUAUCAUGAAUAAAGGCAAAUCACCUGGAUGGUUAUUCCUCCUGAGGUCUAUUUAACAUUUCGGGAAUCAACUAGGUCCACUAUUUCUCUAAAUGUUUAAUAAAACCCAUUCACAAGGUUUCAGUUGGAAGAGAUGUGGACACAGCACUAAUUUCACUUUUAUUAAAAAAAGGUAAGGCUGCCACCCAUAGUUCUCACUGUCGCCCCCUAUCUUUGAUCUUCAUACAGAGUAAUGACAUAGCCGCAUACUGUUGAUACAAUGUAAUGACAUAGCCUCAUGCUGUUGAUACGGAAGUGGCUCUGUGCUGGGAUCUACAUCCAAUGUUUAUAGACCUCUGGGUAGCGAGGGAGACAAUGCAGAAAGACCAGCUCUAUGCUAGUUACCUUUCAGUAGCUAAUAGAAAACACCUGGCGUUCUUGUCUUAGAUACACGGUGGCCCACCAGGAGUGAAGAACAAAGCUAUGGGAUGUGUAGUCUGCAGUGUAGGCUGAUGUGUAGUCUGCAGUGUAGGCUGAUGUGUGCUGUGUUAGCAACGUCCUGCAGAUGAAAUACCAAACAGAAACAAGAUAGUUAUCUUAACAUGCUUCAUGCAGUUAGACAUUCAUUUUACUCCUCCUUUUUAUACAACUUAGCUAUUUCAGUCCGUGCUUAGGCUUUGAAUAAAAAUAGUUGUCGGCAAUCAAUACAUAGUAUACAGGAGGAUGAAUGAUGUAGAAAGCAGUGAGAGGAAGCAUGAGUAGCAUCUUUAACAAGUGCUCAGAUUUGACUGAGUGGUUUUGAAUUGUUGCUUAAUAAAUAAUGAAUGUGCAUAAGUGGAUUAAGAGGAGCUCAACUGUAUCGGUCCUUUCUGGGUAGAGGUUGCCCAUAGGCACAGAUCUAGCAUCAGUUUAGGCAAGGAAACACUAAACUGACCUUAGGUCACUGGCUAUGAGCAUCUUCAUCCUAACCUGGGUAGCCCACCAUAGGAGGACAACCAAAAUAUAACAAUGGAUGAAUCUGACAUCUUAAACCAAUAUAUUGGUAUCAAUGGGAACAGAAGCUUUUUUGGUUCCGACGGGCUGCUAUAGAACCUGCCUCCUUUUUGGAAGUAUUUGCACUAGUUUGAAAAACGUAAAACAACAAUUAAACUGAUGUUGAAGCAAAUGUCACAUUGCAUCAUUGUACUGUCAAAAGAUAUUCUGACUCCCGUGUGGCUCAAUUAGUAUAGCAUGGCACUUGCAACACCCAAGGUUGUGGGGUCGAUUCCCGUGGGGGACCAGUAGGAAAAUGUAUUCUCUCAAUGCGCAGAUUGAAAUGUAAAUGAGGUUGAUGAAAUGAAGAGAGCUGUGCGAGAAAGCAGAACAGAGCAUGUUGAGUUGAUUGAUCUCAGUGAGCAAUAAGGCAGACCACCAUAGUGACAGAAAUGUGUUAACAUUGCCCUCCAAUGGCCAUUAGAGGAACUGCACAAUCAUCAAAUCCCCAACACUAUUGUGUCCCCUCGUGUUUAACUGCAUACCCAGAUCUGAAAAAUACUUCAUAAUAAUCGAAUGAAAAUGUUUGUUAUGAGUUAUAUAGGCGUUUAGACUUUGUAUAAAAAUGUCUAAUUUUAUUUCUGUUAUCAACACUGAACCUUAUUAGUACAUAACAAUAUAAACAAUUAUAUUUGGCAAUAAACAAGUUACUAAACAACUCA
Messenger RNA from Salvelinus sp. IW2-2015, 4062 nucleotides. RefSeq names its product heparan sulfate glucosamine 3-O-sulfotransferase 6-like. The transcript is spliced from 3 exons. The coding region runs from base 334 to 1434 and encodes 366 amino acids. The record is from RefSeq and is a predicted model, not a curated record. Lineage: Eukaryota; Metazoa; Chordata; Actinopteri; Salmoniformes; Salmonidae. Gene Ontology annotation, molecular function: [heparan sulfate]-glucosamine 3-sulfotransferase activity.